AAAUGGUUAAUAUGGCUGGCCGAAGAGGAGGACUUCGUGCAACUAGAAGACAUGGCAGUGAUCCCAAUUCUACGUCGUCUGCUUUAUGUUCUGACUCGUCUGCGUCGAUUGUACCGCACGCUGCUCAAAGUCAAGAUAGAACGGAGAACAAUAUUGGUACUGAAACCCAAGUUCACGGCUCAACAUCUAACACGAGAACUAGGAGUUCUCGUGUUCGUGGACAGACCUCUGCUAGGAGUUCUCGUGUUCGUGGACAGACCUCUGGUCUAGGAGCUCGACAGGCAUUGAAACAUGCCAAAAACAGGUUUAACGUCCAGUUUAAAUUUGGUUCGAGAGCAGCUGUAUGUGCCAACACCUCAAAGUUCAACAAUGAAAUUGGAACCAUUUUGCGUACGGAUUGUAGUCUCCGUUACGAUGAGUGGAGGGAUGUACCAGAGUCUGUUAGGGCACCUCUGAGGGAGAAACUUCUUACACUUUCGAUAUAG
This is a messenger RNA of Salvia miltiorrhiza (redroot sage), 485 nucleotides long. RefSeq lists its product as uncharacterized. Lineage: Eukaryota; Viridiplantae; Streptophyta; Magnoliopsida; Lamiales; Lamiaceae. The record is from RefSeq and is a predicted model, not a curated record. Bases 3 to 485 code for a protein of 160 amino acids. The transcript is spliced from 6 exons.